This is a messenger RNA of Drosophila montana, 5148 nucleotides long. RefSeq names its product speract receptor. NCBI's taxonomy places the organism in Eukaryota, Metazoa, Arthropoda, Insecta, Diptera, Drosophilidae. The transcript is spliced from 16 exons. Gene Ontology annotation, cellular component: plasma membrane. Gene Ontology annotation, molecular function: ATP binding; adenylate cyclase activity; guanylate cyclase activity. Bases 473 to 4195 code for a protein of 1240 amino acids. Gene Ontology annotation, biological process: intracellular signal transduction; cGMP biosynthetic process; receptor guanylyl cyclase signaling pathway. The record is from RefSeq and is a predicted model, not a curated record.
ACAUAUAUAAAUAUAGAUUGCACACAUUUUACAUUAUGUGAAUAAAUGCAUUUAAAUCAGCUAUCGAUUUCAACACGAUAGUCGCGGCAGCUUAACCCGAUGCGAGUGUGACCAUACAUCUAGAGUCCAAUUAGAAUGUGCCGCUCUGUUCAGUGUGGAUUUGUCGGUUGAAAUUGUCGGUUGUGGUGGAGUGUAAACAACGCUGGGGGUAGCAGAGUGACGACGGCCAUCGAGUGAAUGUAAUUGACAACAAGAGGACGAAGGAGCUGUUGUUACAGCUGUUAGUGCUACAAAAAUGUUGCAACACGCCAAAGGACCAUCUUACUACUACCAGACUGCCAGCACAGGAUCUACUGCCUCCACACUACAGCUCUCCAAGUUCAAUUAAAUUAAACGAAGCGACAAACAUCCUCAACAAACUCACUUCUCACUGCCGGCUGAAGCCAAUUUCACGCAACCCUCGUGGCGCGUAAUGAGUACACCCCGUAUUGCCUUCCCUCCAACCAGUCUACAUAUUCGAGGCCAUCCUGGACUGCUGUUUUUGCUGCUCUGUUUGUACCGGUUGGCUUCUUGCCAUGCGGAGGUCUUUACUCUGGGCUAUCUGACGGGCUCGCAACGUCGGCCGGGAAAUCUGGACUAUCAGCGACCAGGCAUCACCAUUUCGGGCGCUAUCUCUCUGGCCGUGGAGCAAGUCAAUGCUGGCAAAUUGGGCGCCCUGGGCCACUCACUCGAGUUUGUUGUGGCCGAGACCUAUGGGGACGAGGUCGCCAGCAUCCGACAGACGGCAGCACUAUGGACGCAGCAGGUGGCCGCUUAUAUUGGACCGCAAGAGACUUGCGUUCACGAGGGACGCAUGGCGGCGGCCUUUAAUUUGCCUAUGAUAUCCUAUUACUGUACACAUCGAGAUCCCUCCAAUAAACUUGAUUUUCCGACGUUCGCAAGAACACGACCCCCAGACACACAGAUCUCCAAGUCGGUGGUGGCGCUACUCUUAGCCUUCAACUGGACUCAGGUGAGUUUCCUCUACCUGGACGAUGCCAGCAGUCAGUACCAGCCCGUGGCGGAGACCAUACUCAACACACUGAGUGGCGCGGGCGUCAGUGUCCGUGACAUUCGCACCUGGAACACUAUUUACCAUCAUGGAUUUAUGGCCAAUCCGUUCGACACGCUCGUGGAAGAAACCCAUGCGAAUACACGUAUUUACCUGGUUCUCGGUCACUACUACGAACACGUGGGUCUGAUGGUUAGCCUACAGCAGAAAGGACUUCUUUCCCGUGGCGAUUAUUUCGUGGUGGGCAUUGACAUUGAGCAGUAUGAGCCGGCCAAGCCAGAAAAGUAUCUCCGAGGCGUGCUGAUGGAGAAGGUGGAACCUCUGGCGGCGCAAGCGUUUCAGUCAUAUCUUGGCAUAGUACCCACUGCGCCCGUUUCCUUCGCCACAUUCGCCAAUGAGGUUAACAAAUACAUGGAACGACCGCCAUUCAAUUUUCCCAAUCCACUGGGUCUUUUCGGUGGCACGAAGCAGAUAAGCGCUGAAGCAGCCUAUCUCUAUGAUGCCGUGCAUCUCUAUGCCAAUGCCUUGUUGUCCGUCCUGAAGGCAGGAGGAAGGCCCAGGAACGGCAGCCUCAUUGUGGCGGCUAUCAAGGGCUCGCGCUAUCUGAGCGCCAUGGGUUAUCAUGUGUACAUUGACGAAAAUGGAGACGCCGCUGGCAACUAUACAGUAUUAGCGAGAGGAACGAUCCGUAACAGUCGCAACCAGACGGUUUUGGGUCUACUGCCCGCAGGCACCUUCAGCCACAAGAGCACCAACAGCAGCAGCGAGGCCUUGCCGGAUCUGAAUUUGUAUCGCAACAUCGACUGGAUAGGCGGGGCGCGUCCUGCGGCUGCUCCACGUUGCGGUUUUGGUGGCGAGAAGUGCGUCAAUUAUACUGGCGAAAUAUCUGCAGGCAUUGCUGGGGGUGCGCUCAUACUGCUAGGUGUUGUUUCGCUUGUUCUCUAUCGCAACUGGCGCUACGAACAGGAGCUGGACAGCCUCCUAUGGAAGAUUGACUUUCGCGAAGUUCAGAUCCACGACAACGAGCGGGAGCAACAGAGCCAAAAACAAACCCGACAUUUCAUAAAUCAAUUGCCGCGUCGUCUUCCUUCGCAGUCAACCCAUCCUCUAAUCCGCACCAGCCAGGUUAGUCUGAGCUCCAAUCCUGAUGCAGACUUUCGUUACACGACAAUCUUCACGCCGAUCGGACUGUAUAAGGGUCAACUCUAUUCCAUCAAGAAGGUGCGCAAGAAGAGCGUGGAUAUCACAAGGGAGAUGAAGAAGGAGCUGAAGCUGCUGAGGGACGCCCGUCACGACAACAUAUGCGCAUUUAUCGGUGCCUGCACGGAACCACCCAACAUCUGCAUCAUCAGCGAGUAUUGCACUCGCGGCAGCCUUAAGGACAUACUUGAGAAUGAGGAUGUCAAGCUGGACAACAUGUUCAUUGCCUCCAUGGUGGCGGACAUUAUACGCGGCGUCAUUUACUUACACGAGUCGCCCAUCCGAUUCCAUGGCUCGCUGUGCACAUCCAAUUGCCUGGUGGACUCGCGUUGGGUGGUUAAGUUGACGGACUUUGGCUUGUUUGCUUUCAAGCAGGGCAUCGAGGACAACUCCACGGACAUGCAGCAUAUGUCGGCCAAGUGUCUCAAGCUUCUCUACCGAGCCCCAGAGCUUUUGCGGCAGGGUCCCUCCUCGAUGGUGAUGGGCACACAGCGCGGAGAUGCCUACUCGUUUGCCAUAAUACUUUACGAAAUGCAUGUACGCCGUGGCCCCUUUGGGGAGACAGGUCUGACAUCAAUGCAGUGCCUGCAGAAGGUUAUGCAGCCACAGGAUCAAGUCCAUCCCUAUCGACCCUCGCUGCAGCCACUCGAGACCGCCUUCGAUUGCGUCAGCGAGUGUCUGCGUGAGUGCUGGGCCGAACGUCCCGAAGAUCGACCUGAGUUCAAGGCAAUACGCGCCAAGCUAAGGCCGCUGCGCAAGGGAAUGAGACCUAACAUCUUCGACAACAUGAUGGCCAUGAUGGAAAAGUAUGCCAACAACUUGGAGGCCCUCGUGGACGAUCGCACGGACCAGCUGCAGGAGGAAAAGAAGAAGACUGACGCCCUGCUGCAUGAGAUGCUGCCGCGCUGCGUUGCCGACCAGCUAAAGAAGGGCCAUAAAGUGGACCCCGAGCACUACGAACAAGUCACCAUAUAUUUCAGCGAUAUUGUCGGUUUCACGGCCAUGUCUGCGGAGAGCUCGCCCCUCCAAGUGGUGGACUUCCUUAAUGAUCUCUACACCUGUUUCGAUUCUAUCAUAGGCCAUUACGAUGUCUACAAAGUUGAGACCAUUGGCGAUGCCUACAUGGUCGUAUCUGGUCUGCCCCUGCGCAACGGAGAUCUGCACGCCGCGGAGAUUGCCACAAUGUCACUGCACCUGCUCAGCGCCGUCUCCGAGUUUAAGAUUCGCCAUCGACCCACCAAUCGGCUAUUGCUUCGCAUCGGCAUCCACUCAGGUCCCGUUUGCGCGGGCGUCGUGGGACUAAAGAUGCCGCGUUACUGUCUGUUUGGAGAUACGGUCAACACGGCGUCGCGCAUGGAGUCUAGCGGAGUGCCGCUCAAAAUUCACUGCAGCUGGCAGUGCCGGCAGCUGCUGGAACGCCUGGGUGGCUAUCAAUGCCAAGAACGAGGCAUGAUCUCGAUGAAGGGUAAGGGAGAGCAGCGCACCUACUGGCUAAUGGGCGAGGAUGAUGAGGCACGUGUGCGUCGCACCUAUGAGCGCUCCCAACGGCGCGGGUCGCGGGCCCUUAACAAGUUCAUCCAGGGCACCAUCAAGCAGGCCCAGGAGCAGGCUAACGACUGUGGAAUACGCUCCUCGCUGAAGCAAAAGAACCUGCCGCGAAACUCACUGACUCGAUCCUCCAGUCUUGAGUCGCCCAAGAAGCUGCGCUUCGCAGCUGGAAACAUGCUGGAGCACCACCGAUAUCACAGUGACGAGGCCUUGCUGGAGGUGGACUCCUACACGGGCCUACGUCGUUCCUCCGGUGGCUCGACACACUCCCGCUACGAGGAGUCAACUCUAUCCUGCCAAAGCAUCGAACAGCUCGAUCCGCAGCAGCAAAAGCGGCGGCCGUUCUCCUAUCCGACGGUCAACACACCGUUGCUGAUGAAUCACGUUGAAGUCUAAUUGCAAUCGAAGGAAUCACAUUAGUAGAAUAUGUUGUCAGUAUCUUUAGCCAAGUAUUAUUGUUGUGGUGUUCAGCUCUUGUCAGUUGCUUUAAGUGUUGUGCGUGGGUGCAUAAUACCCCCCUCUUAAUCAUAUGCGUGCAAACAAAGUUCGUCCUAGGCCUAUUUGGUGGAUCCGCAGACGGAAUUCGAGGUAUGCUUUAUAUGUGCAAUUCGUAGUAUCAGCAUAUUGUGAGAGUGAUUACAAAUCUAGUCGUUGUAUACAAAAUGAAUACGCUAGCUUAGACAUUAGCUUAAUCUUAAUUUUAAAACAAUAUAAGUAAUCAUAUGAUCAACAUGAUGUCUGUAAACCCGAACAAAAAAUUGUUGGUUGCCGCUUUUGGCUCAAACCUUGUCCCAUUAUUAUUUUAUUAACCCUGAACUCAUCUUCAAUGGUUUUGUGCAAUUGUAUGUAACAGGGAGAAGGAAGCAUCUCUGAUCCCAUUAAAUAUAUAUGUACAUUUAAAAGCCGAUUCGACCUGGCUAUGUCCGUUUGUCUGUCCGUCUGUCCGUCCGUCUGUCCGUCCGUCCGUCUGACCGUCCGUCUGUCUGUAUGAGCGCAUCGAUUCCAGAACCUAGUGCCCGUGCAGAACGGGUUUGUUGUCCGAUAAUCAAUAACUUGUCCUGUUUCCAAGCAAUCGAUAAAAAUUGAUUUCGAGAUCCUGUUGUUUGAGUAAAUUACCUAGGAUUUAAUCACCAAAUUUGUAGCUUCUAGAAUUGUAUAUACUCGUAGCUCGGGUUACAUUUGGUAGAAGAAGGUUCAGGGUAUCUCCUAGUCGGGCACUCCCGACUAGAGCACUCUUACUUGUUUUUAUUUUAAGCUGUAUAAAUUAUUAUUUGUUGAAAUAUUUAAUACUAGCGGGUUACCCCGACCUUGACCGUGGUACGUAUAAAAUAAAUAAAUAAAGAGCCAAA